Molecule: messenger RNA, 270 nt
Organism: Dibothriocephalus latus
Lineage: Eukaryota; Metazoa; Platyhelminthes; Cestoda; Diphyllobothriidea; Diphyllobothriidae
Source: the annotation of a GenBank genome assembly
AUGGCUACGAUGGACAUCAUCAAACUGCACGGUGGCAGUCCGGCCAACUUCCUGGAUGUCGGUGGUGGUGCCACAGCAAACCAAGUGACAGAGGCCUUCCGUCUCAUCACCUCCGACCCCAAGGUUCACGCCAUCCUAGUGAACAUCUUUGGUGGCAUCAUGCGUUGCGACGUCAUUGCUCAGGGCAUCGUCGCGGCCGCCUCUGAGCUCAACAUCAAGGUUCCCAUUGUAGUCCGCCUGCAAGGUGUGUGCAUGCAUGCAUUCUUUUGA